This is a messenger RNA of Lacerta agilis (Sand lizard), 1918 nucleotides long. It is a transcript of the gene SPATA24, whose product is annotated as spermatogenesis associated 24. Gene Ontology annotation, cellular component: cytoplasm; nucleus. The record is from RefSeq and is a predicted model, not a curated record. The coding region runs from base 13 to 555 and encodes 180 amino acids. The transcript is spliced from 6 exons. Gene Ontology annotation, molecular function: DNA binding. NCBI's taxonomy places the organism in Eukaryota, Metazoa, Chordata, Lepidosauria, Squamata, Lacertidae.
GGGGGGGACAAAAUGGCGUCGUCCGUGGCCUUCCAGCAGCUGCGAGACCUGAUCGAGACGCAGGAGGCUUUGCUGGAGAGGCUGAGGCGACAGAUAGCAAUGCAGAAAGAGAACUCUGUAAGCAAGGUGGAAUAUGAGGCUAUUAUAAGGAAACUGCAGAAGGAAGAGGAAGAACAUGCAAAGACAAAGAGUAAUCUAGCUAUGGAAUCUGAACAGCUGGAAUUCGCCCUUGGGGAGAUUGAUGUUCUGUCAAAGCAACUUGAGAGGGAGAAACAAGCUUUUGACACUGCACUUUCUCGGGUAAAAAGCAAAGUGCAGAAGGAAUCAAUCCAAAAAGACAAGCUGUUGAGCAAAUGCGCUGAAAUUGAGACCCAUAUUCAAAAGCAGGAGGACGUUCUGAACUACAAAGAAAAUGAGAUCAGGGAGCUGCAGAACUUCAUCAACAACCAGAAGCAAACAUUAAAAAAACAAGCAUCUGAAUUCAAGAUACAAAAACAACAGGAAAGUUACAUAGCAAAAGUGCUUGGGAGAAAGAACAAGAAGGAUAUGAAAUAACCAUAGAAGCAUUCCCUUAAGUCACUUGAUUCUAAUCUUACUCUUUCAUGUGUUGAAAUAAAAAAUGAACUUCUAUGUUUUUCCACCAAAAAAUUACUCUGCCUGUAAUUUAAGUGAGAUAUUCAACUCUAAAUGCCAACUUUCCCUACUUCAUUCUGUCCAGUGGGACCAAUGUCAGGUGUAUGAAUUACUGUACACGUUUAGGUGGACAAAGACUACUGCAUUGGAUUCUGUAUAUUUAAGCAUAAGGCACCAUUUUUUUCACCUGUAUAUGAUAGGCAGUCAAGAUCCCAAUGAUCUUUAAAGCAUCUGUGGGUUUUAAUGAAAUCACUACUACAUAGUGUAGUAAUUCAAUAACUAUGUAUUUAUGGUACUUUGUUGUUCCUGGUGUGGGUGGGACUAUGAGGUUACCAUUGCAACCAUGUACAUGUCUAUUCAGAAGUAGGUCACACUGAGUUCAAAAGAUACGAAGGUAAGUGAGUAAAGAAUUGCAGGAGCUUAUUUCUAAACUAGCACGUGCCAUUCAAGGCUGUCUAUCAUUUUCCCUCUUUAGCUGUUUAUAGACGUGAAAGAAACAUUUUCAAAGGGAAGUGGCAUCAAAUGGAAGAGAAAAACAAAUAACUGUAGCUUCAAACAAUUAAAAGGCUGCCGCCACAUGGCAUAUCUUCUCAAAGUCACACUUUUUUCCCAGCCCUAGUUUUAAUUUAAGAUGAAGCUGCAGCGGGAGAAUCUUUGCAGAUGCAGCUGGAAUCUGACACCUUAGCUGCAAAGAUUCCUCCCAAAAAUGGGUCUUGAAUUCAGUGCUGAAUUUGCAGCAAGGAUUGGAUGGGAGCUCCAGCCAGUGGAACCAGGAGCAAAUUAAGACCCCUAUUGCACCUGAUGGGGCCAGAGGUCACCCACGUCUGUGCUAGAUACUCAUGGGUGAGGGAAAGACCCUUGUGUACAUGCUCCAGGGCAUUUGUACCACAUAUUCCAGGACUGUGCUGCAGGCUGCAAUCGUAAACACCGGUGCUAGGAAAUAAGCCUUACUGAACUCUCUGGAACUUCUGAGUUCCAUGCAUAAGAUUGCACCAAUCUUUAUAGCUUCUCUUUGGCCCUUUUUGCAUGAUCUUUUAAAAACAUACAGUUGUUAGUUCUUCUUUUAUUCCCUUAAACUGGCGCUUCUUUAGUAAAGAACAUUUAUUUUCCAAACACUAAAGUACAAUGUUUUGUACCUGGGAUUAUGCACUGCAAACUCUAGGAUUGUAUAUCCUUUGCUGUUAUCCUUGUAAACUUAACCUGUUUAUGUGGGUAUUAUGGGAACCAACUAUUGUUCUCUGUGAUGUUAGUGAUAAGUAAACUUUUUAGUUUGAAAACUCUACUA